GCUUCGGUCGGGACUCCAGCGUGACACAAUGUAUCGGCGGCGCGUUUGAUCCGCGAUCCGCCGCCGCUCCUCACGACACCGGAGUUUCCACCGCAUCAGCUCGCGGGCUGUCUCGGGCGUGAAGUCGGGCGUUAAAGGAGAAGAAAAGCGCGUAAAAGUUCCGCGUAAUGCGCCGCUGUCCUGUUCUCGCGAGUUUGUUAGAAAACAAAAGUGUCCUGUCACGAGCUCGACCGCGCUCCCGAAACUUUAACGUCGGCGAGACGCGUCUGUAAGAAACCCUGUCAGAACCACGACGCGUUAAAAUUCACCAAGUCCGAGAAGUUUGGGGUUCCUCGGAGGAACAUAUGGCAUAAAGACACAGCUGGAGAUUUGAGGCUGAUGUCAGAGCAGCUGACUCCACCAGAAACACACACACACACACACACACACACACACACUCGCGCACUCGCGCGCGCGCAGGCUCUUUCUCCCCGCUCACAUGGACGAGAGGUCGCGUUCAGUCGUCUCUCUCUGGAUCUGCUCUUUUCACUUUACACGAUGUUCGUCACGUUUGAGACGCGGGAUGUCGUUUGCGCAUGACUGGAUCCCUGCUCUUUCGCCGCCGCCGUUCGCUGGGAAGCGCGAAGUGAAGACCAACUUGUGCGAGCGCGGAGAGAAGAGGGUCACGCCAUAAGUAUGGAGUUCCCGGACCACAGCCGGCAGCUACUGCAGUGCCUGAGUCAGCAGAGACACCAGGGCUUCCUCUGCGACUGCACGGUGCUGGUGGGAGAGACGCGCUUCCGGGCGCACCGAGCCGUUCUGGCCUCCUGCAGCAUGUACUUCCACCUCUUCUACCGGGACCAGCUGGACAAGAGGGAGCUGGUGCAUCUGAACGCCGACAUCGUGACGCCGCCGGCCUUCGGGCUGCUGCUGGAGUUCAUGUACGAGGGGAAGCUGGAGGUCGGCGCUCUCCCGGUGGAGGACGUCUUGGCGGCGGCCAGCUACCUGCACAUGUACGACAUCGUGAAGGUGUGCAAGGGGAAGCUGAAGGACAAGGAGCUGUGCGAGGCCGAGUGCGCGGAGAAGGCCAACGGUCACUCCGACAGGUCCCCGGAUCUUGUAGGUGUCAAUUAUGUGUCAGCCGAGGCCGAGGCCUGUGUCCGAACAGCUGGAAAAACAAAAGCCGAUGUCAGUAGUUCGUCCGUCCCUGUGUCCCAGAGGUCCCGGGCGUCGGAUGACACGGACCGAGCGCUGGAUUUGUCUUUCAAGCCUCUGUCGAGCCGAGACGCCUUCCACCCCUCCUACGUCUCGGGACAGCUGGCCCUCGACAGCCAGCAGCAGGGCACCGAGCCACUUGUUAAAGACGAACAUGACUUGCUGUCAGAGCAGGAGGACGGUGAUCCGGUGAGCCCAGAGAGCCAGCGCUUUGGGAAUACGGCCAGGAGUUCGGCGGUGACAGGGUUCGCUGGCCUCUUCCCCGAAAACAAGGCCGCGGCUUCGCUGCUCCCUCCGGACGACGAGCUGAUGGAGGACGAGAGCGGGCUGCACGUGCGCUCCGAGCAUCACCUGGGAGACAGCGAGGGCGAGGACGAGGACGACCUGGCCUCCUCGGACAUCUCCACGUCCAGCGGGGCGCUCCUGGCGCCGGGCAGGCAGCAGGUCUGCAUAUGCCCGCUCUGCAGCAAGGUGUUCCCGAGCGCUCACGUGCUCCAGCUCCACCUCAGCUCGCACUUCAAGGAGAAGGACGGCGUGCGCUCCAAGCUGUCGCCCGACGGCUCCGUCCCGACCUGCUCGCAGUGCGGCAAGACCUUCUCGUGCAUGUACACGCUGAAGCGGCACGAGCGCACGCACUCCGGGGAGAAGCCCUACACCUGCGGCCAGUGCGGGAAGAGCUUCCAGUACUCGCACAACCUGAGCCGGCACGCCGUGGUGCACACCCGCGAGAAGCCCCACGCCUGCAAGUGGUGCGAGCGGCGCUUCACGCAGUCCGGGGACCUGUACCGCCACAUCCGCAAGUUCCACUGCGGCCUCGUCAAGACGCUCGCCAUCGGAUGAGAAGAUGAUGACUGUAAAACACUUUGAUGCGCUCGGGGCUUUGACGUUACGCGCGCACACACACACACACACACACACACACACACACACACACACACACACACACACACAUGAAGGGAUUCAGAUGCAAAAGCCUCUAAAAGGUGCUUUGUUCAAAAAUGAGAGCAUAGUGUGUGUGCGUCAAGAUGUGUUAAAUCCCAGCUUCAACACAUUCAGAAGCACCAGAACUUACAUAGAAACCUGUGAAUUUUAAAGAAAAAUGGCUGAUGUAUUUAGAGAGGUUUUCUGCAUCUGAACUAUAUACACACACUAUAUAUAUAUAGUAGAAAACUUCAAAAUAUACACACUUUUAUUUAUGUAUGCGUAUAUAUAUGUGUAUGUAUGUGUAUAUAUAUAUAUAUAUAUAUAUA
Puntigrus tetrazona (Sumatra barb) is the source of this 2444-nucleotide messenger RNA. It is a transcript of the gene zbtb42, whose product is annotated as zinc finger and BTB domain containing 42. Gene Ontology annotation, biological process: regulation of transcription by RNA polymerase II. Gene Ontology annotation, molecular function: DNA-binding transcription factor activity, RNA polymerase II-specific; protein binding; RNA polymerase II cis-regulatory region sequence-specific DNA binding. The coding region runs from base 676 to 2034 and encodes 452 amino acids. Gene Ontology annotation, cellular component: nucleus. The transcript has 3 exons. The record is from RefSeq and is a predicted model, not a curated record. Lineage: Eukaryota; Metazoa; Chordata; Actinopteri; Cypriniformes; Cyprinidae.